This is a messenger RNA of Zingiber officinale, 3605 nucleotides long. RefSeq lists its product as uncharacterized. NCBI's taxonomy places the organism in Eukaryota, Viridiplantae, Streptophyta, Magnoliopsida, Zingiberales, Zingiberaceae. The coding region runs from base 179 to 3361 and encodes 1060 amino acids. The record is from RefSeq and is a predicted model, not a curated record. The transcript has 18 exons.
GCUCUGAUUUGAAACCAAUCGGUUUCGGUUUCUAUUUUACCAAUUUGUUCUCCCCUUCCCUUCUCUUUCCUUCCCCCCAACUUAAUCCCCUGCCUCCUCAAAUUCCCGAGAAGCAACGAUUUGUGCCCCUCCGAGCCCUAAUUAUCCCCGCGGUUCGCCUCCUGCUCCUCUGCCUCCGAUGGCGUUGGCUGGCGGAACUCUCGCCUCUCCUCCGCCUGAUUCCGUGGAGAACGGUUGUGGCCCUACCGAUCUCGAGGACUCCGUCCUCCGCUCCGGCGUCCGGACGGGCCUCAAGCGGGAGUUCGCCUUCGCUCUCAAGGCGCAGGCUCAGAUUUCCAUCUCCCUUGGCCGCACCCGCUCUGGUAAUUCCCGGUCCGCCCCCGCCGCCGUUGUUUCCCCUCGUGAGAGCAAGCGGAUGAAGAAGCACGCCUCGGAUCUGACGGCCGUGGCCUCCUCGCAUUCGCCUGCUGAUCCUCUGAUGGUGGUCGAUUCUUCUGCGUCUUUGGAUCCGGUUGAACCGGAUGCCAACGCGUCGAUUGAAGGUAAGACUGCAGAUUCGGUGAAUGUUGUUCCCAUGGAGCAGGCGGAUGCUGAAGGAACUCCCUUGACGAGGGACGGUAAAGUGCAGUCUGCCGUCGAUAUCCAUCCUCCUCCAUUGAACUCCAUCAUCUUGGCUCUGGGAUCUUGUUCGAGUAACAAAGUUAAAGGAGUUAGGCGUUCUUCUUUGAUUGUUCCGGCAGAGUUUGAGGCCAGAGGGAAAAUCGAUAAUACAUCAGUAUCUCCUCAAAAUCUGGAUUCAUUGGUAGUGUCGGAUAAUACCCAUGUUGAUGGCAGUGGCAAAAUAUUGGACAAUGAGUUCAUUGGAAGUGAUUGCGUUGAAGACUUGGUUAUGGUUGAUGUCGCUGAUGAACUGGAGGCAGGAACUUCCAGAACAGGGAGCCAUGUAAAAAUUACAGGGCCACCGAGUAAAGGUGUAUCAGAGGAAUCAAAUAUUGUGUCAAUUCCGGUAUUAAUUAUGGAUGAGGGAGGCUUUCCCGUAGGAAGGUGUCCAGAUGGAAUAAGGAUUGACAAUGGUUCAUCAAAGAAGACUUUUGUUAGGAGGUUUACAAGGUCGGCUUUGAAGGUGACUUGUACCGAGCAUAAAGAGACCUCUGUGGAUUCUCAUAUUACAAUGAAUGGUCACUUCAGUCACAAAGAUAGCAAUAGCCAUGUCUUGAGCCCCAUGAGAAGAUUUACAAGGUCAGCUGCUAAGGGGAUAUCCAGCAUCACUAGCACAAGCAGUUCUUCAUCAGGAUCUGAAGAUAGCAAAGGUAUUGCAAAUGCUGCAAGUUGUUCUUCAAUGUUGACUCCUAAUAAGAAAAUGGAAUUAAAGAUGUCAAAGAAAAUAACAUCAACAAAGGUUCCCAGUAACAUAAGGGAAUUGCUUUCCACUGGUUUGCUUGAGGGGUUGCCCGUGAGUUACAAUGCUUCUUGUGGUAAGCAUUUAGCACUAAGAGGUGUGAUUAAGGGCAAUGGCAUACUGUGCUCUUGUGCUUCUUGUGAUGGUUCUAUUGUUGUUUCAGCAUAUGUAUUUGAACAACAUGCUCAUAGCACAAAAAAACACCCAGCUAAUUUUAUUUUCUUGCCAAAUGGGAAAAGCCUUCAUGAUAUUGUUAAGGCAUGCGCCAGUUCACCUUUGGACAUGUUGGAAGCUAGAAUCCAAAAUGCAAUAGGUCAAGUCUCUUCACAGGGUACCUUUACUUGUCAAAAAUGCAAAGGGCCAAUAAUUACUCCUGCAAAGUUUGGAAAUUUUUGUGAUUCAUGUCUGGAAUCACAACAACCUCCAAGAACUCCAAGCCCAAUACAUGGAAGUGCCUUCACAAAAGGGUUAUCGAAGCCUGUUUCUGUAACAAGUCAUGCAGACAGCUCAUCCAAAAACCUAACAUCAAAUAAAAAGACUAGUCUUGGGAGACUGACUAGAAAGGAUAUUGGCCUGCACAAGUUGGUCUUUAUGACUGAUAUUUUGCCAGAGGGUACUGAAGUAGGCUACUAUGUCCGUGGAAAGCGGCUUCUUGAGGGCUACAUAAAAGAUUCUGGAAUAUGUUGUCAGUGCUGCAAUUCUGUGGUUAGCCCUUCACAAUUUGAAGCUCAUGCUGGUCAAGCAUUGAGGCGCAAACCUUACAACUACAUUUACACUUCCAAUGGAGUUUCCCUGCAUGAGUUAUCAGUUUCACUAGCAAAAGAUCGAAAAACGAUAGCUAGCGACAGUGACGAUCUUUGCAGCAUAUGUGCUGAUGGUGGAAAUCUAGUACUUUGUGAUCUUUGUCCUAGAGCAUUCCACAAAGAAUGUAUUGGUUUGUCCAGUGCUCCAAAAGGGGAUUGGCACUGUCGAUAUUGUCAAAGUCUUCAUCAACGGGAGAAAUGUUUGUCGAGUAAUAAGAAUGCAAUUGCUGCUGGGAGAGUUGCUGGUGUGGAUCCCAUUGAGCAGAUAUUUAAACGGUGUAUCCGUAUUGUCACAACAACACUGACUGAUGACAGUUCAUGUUCACUGUGCAGGUGUCAUGAUUUUAGUAGAGGAGGAUUUAAUGACCGCACUGUUAUAAUCUGUGAUCAGUGCGAGAGGGAAUACCAUGUUGGAUGUUUGAGGGAUCAUAAAAUGGCUGAUUUAAAGGAACUGCCUCUAGGAGAAUGGUUCUGCUGCACUGAUUGCAUCCGAAUGCGAAGUGCAUUGGAGGAAUACCUUCAUCGUAGAGCAGAGUUGCUUCCUUCUUCAAAUAUGGACAUUUUAAAGAGGAAAUGUGACAGUAGAGGUUUAGAUAAAAAUUUAGACACUGACAUAAGAUGGAGACUUUUAAGUGGAAGAGCACUUGAAGCAGACAGUAAACUUCUCCUUUCAAGGGCAGUUACUAUUUUCCACGAAUCAUUUGAUCCUAUUGUUGAAGCAUCGACUGGAAAGGAUCUUAUUCCAUCAAUGGUUUAUGGGCGGAGUGUGAAGGGUCAAGAUUUUGCAGGGAUGUAUUGUCCAGUACUAAUAGUUGGUUCAUGUGUGGUAUCUGCGGGAUUAUUACGUUUUUUGGGGAGGGAUGUUGCUGAACUUCCAUUAGUUGCAACAAGUAGAGAACAUCAGGGCCAGGGUUAUUUCCAAUCUCUGUUUUCAUGUAUUGAGAGAUUUUUAGCUUCUCUUGGUGUGAGGCAUAUAGUAUUACCUGCAGCUGAGGAAGCUGAAUCUAUUUGGACUAACAAAUUCGGUUUCACAAAAAUUAGCACAGAUCAGCUGGAGACAUAUCUACAGGGUGCCCAUGCCACAUCCUUUCACGGAACAACAAUGCUAUGCAAGUCGAUUCCUGUUUCAAUGUUUUUGUCACAAGGCGAUAAAAGAUGAUAAUGAUUCGUGUUCAUUUUACAUCUUUCAUUGUCAGUUGGAGGAGCCUUUUUUUAGUGGUGCUUUUCAGUUGGCGAGUAAAUAUUAGAGAGGGUAUGUUUUGUAAACCAAAUAACUCAUCCUCAAAGGCAAUUCUUGGCUAAAUUUUUGGUAGUGUUUUUUUUUUGUUAGCACGUAAUAUGCCUAUGUACACAACAUUAAGAGCUCAAUCCUCAAGCAAUUCUGUGUUUGAUUUUUUUUGUUC